Opisthorchis viverrini is the source of this 2361-nucleotide messenger RNA. RefSeq lists its product as hypothetical. Gene Ontology annotation, cellular component: transcription factor TFIIA complex. Lineage: Eukaryota; Metazoa; Platyhelminthes; Trematoda; Opisthorchiida; Opisthorchiidae. The transcript has 12 exons. The record is from RefSeq and is a predicted model, not a curated record. Gene Ontology annotation, biological process: transcription initiation at RNA polymerase II promoter; transcription by RNA polymerase II. Gene Ontology annotation, molecular function: oxidoreductase activity. The annotation marks the transcript as partial.
AUGUCGAAAACGUCGACCAAUAGGCAUUCUAGACUUGUGGUUCUCUGGCCUUGAACUAACUCCCCCCGGCGCGCUCCUCACUGGGCCCGGGCGAUGUGUUUCGGUUUCGUUGCGCUCUCUUGAGAUGACGGAUGUGUCGAGAUUCUAUCACGAUGUGAUCGAUGAUGUGAUAAAUGGAGUGAAGGAUGAAUGGGUUGAGGAAGGCUUGGAUCUUCAGGUUUUGGACGAACUUCGAAAAUUGUGGACAACAAAGCUUGCGGAGACUCAUGUUUUCGAUCCAGAACCUACGACGAACACCGCUGCACAAUACCUAAACCUUAUACAACGUUCUCAACUGCAACUUCGCUCAGCGGCGCCUGUUGCCAUUGGCCAUUCAAAUAUUGCCCUUCCGGUCCGCCCCCUAAACCCCACAGGUUUACCGGGUUCGCUAGCAACUCUUCGCCCUACUGUGGCGCGGCCAGUGACAGAGCGUCCACAACUUCAUCCAACCAUUCAGUCGUCGACUCAGGUUCAGCGCAUGCAACCCCAACACACCACAAUCAUGCACGGAAAUCUUGUGGGUAAUGUCCCCGGUGUUGUUGGUGUCAGCGCACCAGCCGGUGCUCAAGUCCAUAUGCAACCGCCUCGAGCAGGGAUUCCCACUGCUAUCCAGUCGGGGACCGCGCCACAAAUUGCUGCCCUUCCAUCUGGAUUGACUGGUCAUCUCGUUCAGAUUGGUCAACAAACCUACCUAGUUCCUCAAACUUUAGUCGGACUGCGACAACCAACCGGGACUUCACAACUUUCCAUUCCCCACUUUGUUGGUGCUCCUGGUCCCACAGCAACCACCCUGGCAACAUCGGUCGCCACUGAUCAUUCAAGCUUCCCACAGACCCAGGUGGAUGGUGGUCACGACUCUGAGGAGAGCAAAUACUGCGAUACCCCUAGUUCUCAUCAUCCCACCCCUGGAGGUGUCGGCCAACAUUCGGGUCAGCCAGGUACAGACCGUUCGGUGCAUCCCUCAGACCUAGAAGAUGAUGAUGACGAAGAUGAUGAUGAUUUCGUUGCUGCCACACCCGGAUUCACUCCUUCUUCUGUUCGUUCCCACUAUCCCCCACACUCCCGUGACAUAAUUUCUGCCAGUGGUCCACGUCGUGAAUCAAUGAAUACUGGAACAACCAUGAACAGUGGUCCGUCCACUCCUGCGACCCCACUUUCAGUCGCUCCGCGUACUCCAUUCGACGGAACCCCUGGAUGGCGGCGCCCGGGUCGAAAUACUCCGGGUGAUCGUAGUUCGGGAACUCCGGCUCAUAAACGUCGUCGACGGUCAUCCUAUCAAGGAGCUGACACGGACACGGAAGUAGAUGACUAUGAGGAAGAUGAAGAUGGCUCCGAUGUCGGAGAAGAAGUGGAACUUAUGACCAAUGUUACUAUGACGCCGGCUGCUCAUGGUGGGGAAUUGGAGGAAGAAGACGAUGGCCAUGCGAUCAAGCCUCGUCGACGUGCCAAACGAUCCGAUGCCAACGCCCGUCAGGCGCAUUUGGAUGCUAACCGUCUGGCGUCGGACAAUCUCCUGUCACCGGGCUCACUCUUGGGCGACGCUCCCCCUGAACCACCGGAACCCGUUGGAGACAGUAGCUUACCACAUGGUGAUGAAGAUGAGGAGGAAGAGGAAGAGGAGGAUGAACCAGUGACGAAGAACCGGAGUUUCCUCAUUUCACGUGACUGCAUCCACGAAAACACAAUGCGUCCCGGCACAACAGCUCUGUUCGCUUCAUCCGUUCGCCCCGGACGCCUGAAUGACAGAAUAUUACACCUAGUCCAAGAACGAUUGAAGAGUCGAGAUCAUAUUGUGAAGGUUGUGGAUCCAUUGAAUAUCCACCUCCCACUGCUUCAGAUCCCAUGGGGGUUCUAUUCCGACCCGGAAAAUCAAGCUCCGAAGGAAUUGGCCGACUUGGUACACCUCGUAUCACAAGUCGAUCGCAUUAUUGUCACGACUUGUGAAUACAACUCUGCUAUCCCACCAGCUUUGUCCAACCUACUCGAUCAUUUACCCCAUUCCGCAUUGGCUUACAAGCCAGCAGGCAUUAUAGCCUAUACAACUGGUAAGUUUGAAUUGAUUGAUCAAUAUUGCCCUUACGACUGCCGGUCUCUAUGCGAGAUCUAUGCGUGCUUUAACUCCGAACGGAGGGCAAAGUUCACCGAUGUGGUGCAGCCUCGACCAGAGGCCUGCCUUUUCUAUUACAUAAACGUCACGGAUGCAUGCGAACUGAAGUCCUCACCACGCGCGCAAGCCAAGGCAAUGUGCGAACGAACUCAGAAAAGUUCAGCCGAUUGCAACGAGCCCACUGUGCUAGGACUCAUCGAAACUCGAUCAAGCAA